GCGCUGCGUAUAGCAGCAUCAUGAAGUCUGGUGGCCUCCUACUGCUGGCGGGGCUCUUGGCCCUCUGGGCUGGGCCUCAGCCCGUGUCUGCACAGACCCACCACGUGAAAUAUGGGGAGUGCCCCCGUGUCCUUGGCACUGGAGCGGCUGGACACCGUGAAUACUACUGCGGCACGGACCAGGACUGCCCUGGGAGCGAGCGCUGCUGCCCAACCAUCUACGGCGGCAGGAAGUGCAUGCUCCCAAUUGGAGCGAAGCCUGGCUUCUGCCCCAGGUACAACUCCAGCCUGAUCACCAUCUGCCUGGCGGAGUGCGGCAGUGACAGCGACUGUCGGGGACAUGAGAAGUGCUGCGUCAGAGGCUGCCACGCGCACUGUACGAAGCCUGUGCCAGCUAAACUGGGCGUCUGCCCCCAGAAAAAAGUGCUGCAAACCUUCGCCCCCUGUGACAACAAGUGCGUGGAUGACACAGACUGCCCGUUCAAUCUGAAAUGCUGCUUCACGGGCUGCGGGCUCGAUUGCCUGCCCCCCAAGCGAGGGCAGCCCGCAGAGUGACCAGGAGCCGGACAGCUUGAGAGCUGAGCUUUGCGGCCAUGGACCCUCCCACUGCCACCCAGCCCCGUGGAUCCACACACCAGCGUGAUGCAUGAAGCCCCAUAGCCAGGGCCUGACGUCUCCCCUUCCCAGCCCCCGGUGGUGUCGGCUCCUUCCUCCUGGCAAUAAAGACCCCUUGGACUGGC
Alligator mississippiensis (American alligator) is the source of this 739-nucleotide messenger RNA. Its product is annotated as WAP four-disulfide core domain protein 3. The coding region runs from base 21 to 554 and encodes 177 amino acids. The record is from RefSeq and is a predicted model, not a curated record. Gene Ontology annotation, cellular component: extracellular region. Gene Ontology annotation, biological process: antibacterial humoral response; innate immune response. The transcript is spliced from 5 exons. Lineage: Eukaryota; Metazoa; Chordata; Crocodylia; Alligatoridae. Gene Ontology annotation, molecular function: peptidase inhibitor activity.